UGCGGCGAUGACCUCCGACUUAACCUUCCCAUCUUCUCCGCGCCGUCCCCCUGCUCUCGAACGUAUUUUCGUUAUCGGACUCGUAUCUGGGCACACGGAGACGCUAUCGUCCACCUGCCGGAAAGACAGCACGCUGGGCUGACGCGGAUGGGAGGACCGAAUCAAGGCUGGGGCUUCUCGGAGCAUGGACCGGCCGUCCCUUUGCAUCCGUUCUUCCUGGCUUCUUGAUGUCGCGCUCCAUAUGCAACUCUCCCCCUGGUCCAGCUGCUCUGUUUCUGUGAGGAGCGCGGCGGGAACUUAGACCCACGCAGACGUUGAUGGCCUUCGAAUCGCUGGCGAAGCCGCAUCUGGUCGUCGGUACAAAAGGCACGCGAACGCUUGUCUCGGGAGGCCUUCGGCUCUUUGGCUCAAGCUCUCGCGCUUCUCCA
Messenger RNA from Punctularia strigosozonata HHB-11173 SS5, 428 nucleotides. RefSeq lists its product as uncharacterized. Lineage: Eukaryota; Fungi; Basidiomycota; Agaricomycetes; Corticiales; Punctulariaceae. The annotation marks the transcript as partial. The record is from RefSeq and is a predicted model, not a curated record. The transcript has a single exon.